Molecule: messenger RNA, 1158 nt
Organism: Pocillopora verrucosa
Lineage: Eukaryota; Metazoa; Cnidaria; Anthozoa; Scleractinia; Pocilloporidae
Product: autophagy-related protein 101
Biological process (GO): autophagosome assembly; autophagy
Cellular component (GO): phagophore assembly site
Source: RefSeq, a predicted model, not a curated record
GAAAGAUUGAGUGGCAACUGAAGGCGAAAACAUCCGAGACUGAGGAAGAAUGAAUGCGCGAUCGCAAGUUUUCGAGUUAUCUGUCGAAGGACGACAGAUUGAAGAGGCAAUUUUGAGUAUUUUUCACUCAAUUUUACUUCACAGGACGUCUGGAAAGUUUAACUACAAAAGAGAAGGGUCUUAUAGCAUAGGAACCGUUGGGAUGGUUGAUGUUGACUGCGAUUUUGUGAACUGCACCUAUGUUCGGGUAGAUUCGGAUGAGUUACAUCGUUCCUUGAAAAGACAAGUUGCGGAGUUUAGGGAAUCUUUGAAAAGUUCCAACGGCCUAAGGAGCGGACAAAUCUCUCUAGAGUUUUAUCAAAGAAAGAAAGCUCGGUGGCCUUUCGGAAUGGAGAAUAUUCCGUGGGAAAUUUGGACGAUAAAAUUAAAUGUCGUCAGCCUAGCUAACGAGCACGAACGGCAGAUCUGCCGAGAAAAAGUCGGCGAGGCUCUCGCAGAAAAAAUAAUUUGUAUUGCUGGAGUGAUGAACAGACCAGAGUAUGUUCCCAAGAUGCCGAAUCAGUCAGAUGUUGCUAAUGUUUUUGAUAUAAGCUACCCAGACGUUCAACCUUACCUUCAUAAGUUUAGUUACCAAGCUUCCGACCAGCCAUCUCAGUCUGUGGGGACCACAAUGAAAAGACUUAUACUAGAUACAUUCUCCUACUGAAGUAUUAGGAAAUGAUUGUUGUAUCAAAUAUAUUCUUGAUAACUGAUAAUCACUGUCUUUAGGUGUAUCUCUGGAUGAGUGAAUGUGCAAACAUAUAGUGACAUACUUUGCAUUAAUGACUGUGAAUAUGUAAAAUGAAUACAUGUGUACUCUGGAUUAAGAAAUUAAUACUAAAGGAAUCUUUGCAGUAAUGAAACUUACAUAAACAGUGGUGAAAAUUAAGCCUGAAAAAAAUUUAGGCCUGUAUAGGGUUUGAACACAUACCUCUGUGAUACAAAUGCAUGAAAGGAUUAAUCACUGACUGUAAAUUACGAAUUAACAUAAUGACCAGCUUUCAGUUGGCUUGUUAGCUCAGUUGGUAGAGCACUGCACUAGAAUUGCUGAGGUCAUAGGUUCAAAUUAGGAAUUGGGACCUGAAACUGAAAAUAAAAAUUGAGUAUUGAAUGUAAUGA